AGAACCGCCAUCCAAGAUCUGUCGCGGGAGGACACAGUCUGGCCUUCCCCGACACCAUGUAUUUCGUGCCCAGAAACCUCGCCAAGACCCCAAAAUACGAUAUAUACGAGCAUUAUGAGGGGGAGGAGGGAAGCUACACCGCCAUCGCUGCCGCAGGUAUGGGCGGCCACCACGUGCCUAGCCUUAGCAGGGGCGUGGGCAGAGGAAGGGGCAGAGGUACUCCAGUCUGCUCUUCCAGCACUCUCAGCACCCCAGUUUUCUCCUAUAGCACCCCUAGUACCCCUGUCAUCGGCCCCAGCACCCCUGUCAGCACCCCCAUCAUGUCAUUCAGCACCAAACUCAGCACUAGUGAGGAUUCCAGGCAAUUUAGCACCCCGCCAGUUGGUCCACGCACUCCUAGCACUGACCUCAGCACUAGUAAGGACUCUAGACAGCUCAGCACUCCACCAGCAGGGCUUCUUCCGCGGACACCAAGCACUGCACUCAGCAACGUCAGCACCCUCAGCUCCAUGUAUUCCACGCCUCUCUCCACCACACUCCCUCCACCCCUUGCCCGUUUCUCCUCCUCCAUCUUCCCCUCACCAUCCCCUCCCUCCUCUUCCACCUCCUCGUCUUACAGGGGUAGGGGAGGCAGGGGAGGGAUCUACAGGGGGAACUAUGACACCAAGUUCCAGUAUAGUCAAACCUCCCCUUGCGGUACUCCAGUCUGCUCUGCCACCACUCUCAGCACCCCUAGUACCCCUGUCAUCGGCCCCAGCACCCCUGUCAGCACCCCCAUCAUGUCAUUCAGCACCAAACUCAGGACUAGUGAGGAUUCCAGGCAACUUAGCACCCCGCCAGUUGGUCCACGCACUCCUAGAACUGACCUCAGCAACCUCAGCACUAGUAAGGACGCUAGACAGCUCAGCACUCCACCAGCAGGGCUUCUUCCGCGGACACCAAGCACUGCACUCAGCAACGUCAGCACCCUCAGCUCCAGGACGCCGGGGUCAGCACGCAGCAGCAGCAGAAGGACUCCGAGCUCGACAAGAAGCAGCAGAACGCCCGGCUCAGCAUGCAGCAUUACCAUGACGCCGAUGUCAGCAACUCAGCAACUGCCACCCUCAACUAUUGUAGCCGUGGUGGAGGGGCGUGGACAGGCUCAGGGCGAGGUGGGUCUGGCGGCCGUGGAUCUUCGGCGCCCACAGAUCACCCUGGCGCAGUUUUCGGACACGCACACCUACACCCACACCCUCACCAAGCUGGGCCUCCUCAAUCCCCUCGAGGUGGUGGUCGCAACAACAGCGGCGAGAGCUGAGUGCGAGGGGGCAGCAGGAGGCGGAGGAAGAGGAGGACGAGGAGGACGAGGUCUCUUGAGAAUGGUGCAAGAGAGCCUAGCUGACGUCUCGGUAACCGCCAUCCAGCGCCGAUACUUCAACGACGCCCGCGGACUGGCCACCAUCAAGCACCUCGCGGCCCCUCAUUGCGCCUACGUGGAGAGACAGGUGGCUAACAGGUAUUACUGUCUGGCAUCGGUCGCGGCGUUGAUGAAGUACGUGGAGCUUGUGCAACACGUGACCUAUGCCCCGCACAGCUUACACGUGGAACUGACCUCAUCUGAAGACACCAUGAACUUAGACUUCUGGUCCUGGCGCGCCCUGGAAGUGGUUCGAAGCCUUCAAGGGGAGUGGCAGGACUCUCUCUUCGGGGCCCUGAGGCACACACGCACGCCGGCAGGCACUAGGAAGCUGAGGGCCACGUUGCUGCAGCCUUUCUCUAACCCAGUCACCAUCAACGCUCGCCUGGACAGCCUGGAGUACCUCGCCCAGAACCCAGACCUCUUCCACACCCUCCAGUCCAUCCUCGGUCGCUUUCCCGAUAUCGACUGGCUCCUAUCCAUGUGUGUGCAGAUGCCUAAAGAGGACACGGAGCAGCGGAGCGAGCAGCGUCUCAACUACGUGAUCGGCCUUAAAAAUACCCUGGAGCUGCUGGAACCGCUCGGCAUGGCCCUGGUGGCGGUGGCUGACCCUUUCCUGGCGUCCAUAAGAGAGACUGUUGGACACGAGGGUCUGCAGGAACUACUUGAGGUGCUACGCGGAGUCCUACACGAAGACGCCCGCCUAGUGAAGGGCGCGGCUGCCAUGAGGACCCUGCGAUGCUAUGCUAUAAGGAACGGCGUCAACGGUCUCCUCGACGUGGCCAGGAAGAUUUACUCAGAGAUCAUUGACGACAUAACAGAGAGCGUGGCGGCGGUGGGCAAGCAAUACGGGGUGCCAGUAAGGGUCGGUCACAACGCUGCCCUCGGCUUCCACAUCAUCAUCCCCGUGGCCAAGAGAUCAAAGCCUCCCGCCUUGCCCAAGACAUUCAUCAAGGUACAGCGUGGGCGAGGCUGUCUGUCUUGCACCACCGAGCUUGUCUAUCAACUCGACCAGCGAGCAAGGGACAUCGUGAGGGAGAUUCUGGUCAUGAGCAACGUCAUCGUCCAGGAGGUCUUAGGCGAGGCACGCAGCAAGAUCGGCGUCCUGCAUGACCUAGGCGAGGCUGUGGCUACCCUGGACCUGGUAGUGGCUUUGGCUCACGUGGCGGCGCUGGGCUCGUGGGUUCGGCCGGAGUUCUCGCACACUAUGGCCAUCCGAGGAGGCCGGCACCCCAUCCUGGACCUCCUCUCCCCUACGCCGCCUGUGCCUAAUAACUCGUUCCUGGGUCCCGGCAGCCUCCUGAUGGUGGUCACGGGUCCCAAUAUGAGCGGCAAGAGUACCUACCUGCGCCAGAUUGCCCUCAUCCAGGUGCUCGCUCAGAUCGGGAGCUUCGUGCCGGCGGAGAUGGCGUCGCUGCGGCCCGUCACCAAGCUGUUCACACACUUAGGCUCAGAGGACCGUCCGGAGGCUAACGAGUCCACCUUCCAAGUGCAGAUGAACGAGGUGGCACACAUGAUGGUUGGCACGGAGGAAAUACUGCUAGGAGGAGGAGGAAGACGAGAAGGAGGAGGAGGAGGAGAAAGAGGAGGAGGAGGAGGAGGAGGAGGAGGAGGAGAAUCAGGCACAGGAUCAAGAGGAGGAGCAGGCCCUGACUCCCUAGUGGUCCUGGACGAGCUGGGAUCAGGCACGUCGCUGGAGGAGGGCGGUGCCUUGGCCUGGGCGGUUGUGGAGGCACUGACCCGCCUUGGUGCCACGACGGUCCUGGUCACCCACACGCUCUUCCUCACACGCCUGGCCGCCCUCUACCCCAACGUUACCAACUACCACAUGGAAAGCCUGGAGAGCGCGGGCGGCCGUCUGCAGCUGACUCACAUGCUGCGGAAGGGCGUGACCCGCACCACGCACUACGGCCUGUCCCUCGCUGCCCUCACGCCCCUGCCGCCCUCGGUGCUGGAGCGCGCCAGGCACCUCGCCCACGCCAUGGCCCCGCCCACUAAGGUAAGUGUAACCGACAACAACGAGGAAGCGGAGAUCGAGGAGAGCCGCCACGCUGUAUACCGCCUCGCCCACCGCCUCAUGGCCCUCGCUAGCACCUUACCCACCCCAACCCCCACCCCCGCCAGCACCCCAGCCACGCCCACACACCCUAACACCGCCCACACACCAGCAGAUACCACCCACGUACCCUCACCGCCCUCCCCACGGCUGGUUGGACAUGGGGUAACAUCACUAAGCCCCUCUGAUGACCCGGCCCGCCCUGAGUCUGUGUCCCCAAGUCAAGAGUGCAGUGCUGACCCUAUUCUGACCUGUGACUCGAGUGUGGGUAGUGCUAAGAAUGCCUCCGCAGCCCUAAUGCCUUGUACUGGAGGUUUCGAUCCCAAAUUAGGAGGUUUUGAUCCUAUUUUGACCUGUGAUCCCAUUCCUGCCAGUGCCAAUAAUGCUAGCACGACCCAGGUGAUGCCUUGUACUAGCGGGUUUGAUCCUAUGCUGGCCUGUGAAUCGGUUUCUGGAAAUGUUACUAAUCCUAACAUAACCCAGUUGAUCCCUUGUAAUAGCGGUUUCAAUCCCAUUCCGGCCUGUGAUUUUAUUCCUGGCAUUGCUAAUGAUGGUAACACAGCCCAGUUGGUGCCUUAUUCUAGUGGUUCUGAGGACACCACCUCCAUAUCGCGUUCUCUACCAAGGCAGGAGAACAUCACAGGCACGUCACACGGCUUACAAGACCAAGGGAACAUCACAGCAGCUACCCCCGGUUUAAAAGAUCAGCAGAACAUCAUAGGGUCACACGAUUUACAAGACCAUAACAUCACAGCUACAUCAAACGGUUUUCAAGAGCAGAACAUCACAGACACAUCCCACAGUUUACAAGGCCCAGAGAACAUCACCUCAGCCUCCCGCAUCAACACAUCACACGGUUCACAUCACCAAGGGAACAUCACCGGCACAUCCCAUGAGUUACAAGACCAGCAGAACAUCACAUUAGGCUCCCCCAUCAACACAUCACAGGGUAUCAGCACCCCAUCCACCUCCUCAACCAACUUACGAACUAACACAUUGAUCCAAGAGGAGCUGAGUGCCAUGGGUGUGGGCGCGGGGGCCAGGGCAGGGGGGCAGGGCACGGAGGAGCUCAGGGCACAGCUGGAGGCACUGCGACGGGACUUCCUGGCUAAGGUGGCACGCUCUGACCUGCAGCGUGUCAUGUCUGGGGCGCCGCGGCUCUGCUGAAGGAACACGCCCAACACGCACCUUGUCUCGCUGGCUGCCGGGGACCUCCUGGUGGUGCUGCUGACGGUGCCCUUCACGUCGGUGGUGUACACGCUGCCCACCUACCCCUUCACGGAGGGCGUCUGCCGCGCCUCGGAGUUCGCCAAG
This is a messenger RNA of Eriocheir sinensis (Chinese mitten crab), 4766 nucleotides long. RefSeq names its product mutS protein homolog 4-like. The record is from RefSeq and is a predicted model, not a curated record. Gene Ontology annotation, cellular component: nucleus. The coding region runs from base 57 to 4619 and encodes 1520 amino acids. The transcript is spliced from 20 exons. NCBI's taxonomy places the organism in Eukaryota, Metazoa, Arthropoda, Malacostraca, Decapoda, Varunidae. Gene Ontology annotation, biological process: mismatch repair; reciprocal meiotic recombination. Gene Ontology annotation, molecular function: ATP binding; ATP-dependent DNA damage sensor activity; mismatched DNA binding.